Messenger RNA from Colletotrichum acutatum, 410 nucleotides. RefSeq lists its product as uncharacterized. Lineage: Eukaryota; Fungi; Ascomycota; Sordariomycetes; Glomerellales; Glomerellaceae. The coding region runs from base 123 to 374 and encodes 83 amino acids. The record is from RefSeq and is a predicted model, not a curated record. The transcript has a single exon.
GGGCGAGGGUGGUAGUGGAGGCAGUGGUACGCUGGGUGUAGGUAAGAGUGAGGUUCUCAGUGGCGACGGUGGUGCGAGAGGUGGCCGUGUACGUCUUGCUCUCGGUGGUGACGGUGGUCUUGAUGGUCUUGGUGACGGAGGUGGUGGUGUCAAUAACGGCGGUGAUGGCCUUGUCGCCGAGACCGCUGGCCACGGAGGCAGGGAUGGAGCCAUCGCCGUUGUUGGCGGCGGCUGCGGCGGAGGUAGUGAUGGCAGCAUCUGCGGCUGCAGAGGUGCCGGAGAUGGCUGCGGCCGAGACCAUACCCGCGAUAGGGAGGAGGCUGACGAGAGACUUGAUGAAAUGCAUUUUUGCGAGAUGGGUAUUGUGCAAGUGAGCGACAGAAGUGAGUGACUGUGAGUAAGAGUGAGUA